This is a messenger RNA of Oncorhynchus mykiss (rainbow trout), 3202 nucleotides long. The record is from RefSeq and is a predicted model, not a curated record. NCBI's taxonomy places the organism in Eukaryota, Metazoa, Chordata, Actinopteri, Salmoniformes, Salmonidae.
CUCCCAUCCAGCUGGCGGCCCUGUUGUGUUUCUGGGUUCGUCACCAACUAGAACGUCCCAAGAUUCCUUGACUAGAACACGGAAGUAGGAUUGGUAACGAGGUUUUAUUGUUCUUUGUGUGCAGUAAAGAAAGACAUACUUACUAAACUAAAUAGGCUACCCAUCUAUAAUUUGACAGAAAAUGUCUAAACUACAGAUGUUGUGUGUGUUUUUAAAUGAUCGUUUAUCGGCGGCUGCUGUGGAUAUUUUUGGUGCAGUUGAGAAAACGGUAGUGGAGUACCAGGAGGAGAAUGAUCGGCUACGGAGACUGCUGCGGAGGACACCAGAGAUACAACUAUGUCGAAUAGAACCCGUGCAGCUCUCUGUCUCUGAAGAGGAGGUUCCCCCUGAGCAGCAGCACUGUGAGCAGGAGUGGAGCCCCAGUCUGGGGCAGAAGGACCCAGAGACCAAACAGAUUAAAGAGGAACAGGAGGAAGUCAGGACCAGUCAGGAGGAAGAGCAGCUUCAAGGGGUGGAGCCUGAUAUCAUAGAGUUCAUAUUUACUCCUCCUUGUGUGAAAAGUGAAUGUGAUCAGGAGGACCCACGUCAAGAUCCCAUACUAGCUGAACACCCAACUCUCAGUCCACCUAAAAUGUCUAAAUUACAGUCGUUUCAAGAGUUUUUAAAUGAGCGUUUAACGGCGUUUGCUGCUGUGGAGAUUUCCGGGGAAUUUGCUAAAGCAGUAGCAGAGUACCAGGAAGAGAAUGAUCGGCUACGGAGACUGCUGCGGAUCACACCGGAGAUUAAACUAUGUAGAAUAGAAUCCCUGCAGCCCUCUGUCUCUGAAGAGGAGGUUCCCUCUGAGCAGCAGCACUGUGAGCAGGAGUGGAGCCCCAGUCUGGGGCAGAAGGACCCAGAGACCAAACAGAUUAAAGAGGAACAGGAGGAAGUCAGGACCAGUCAGGAGGAAGAGCAGCUUCAAGGGGUGGAGCCUGAUAUAAUAGAGUUCAUAUUCUCUCCUUCCUGUGUGAAAAGUGAAUGUGAUCAGGAGGACCAAACCCAGACUGUGGAGAACAGAGAGAGAGACUCUAAACUAGUGGAUCUCAAACCUUCUGGCACUGUGACCCACAUUAAGGGUCUCAACAUUCCAUGUGACCGUCCAGGUAAUCAAAACAAUGCCUCCAGCCACAGUUCAGCUGUAGGCAGAGACCCAGUAGGACUUGACAACAGUCCACUGUUGGAUACCAGCCCAACAUUGGAUCGAAACCCACCAAUGGGGGAACAUUGUUCCAAACCCAACACCAUGUCUAGAAGAACUCACCACUGUCAUGACUGUGGUGAAACAUUUGCUCUGAAAGCUGACCUGAAGAGACAUGUGACUCUCACCAAGAAGAGACCCAGUGAAUGUAGCUUUUGCAAAAAAAGCUUCAACUCCACCUGUAAACUGAAGGCCCAUGUCCGACUCUGUCACAUUGGGAAACCCUGUGGCAUGACCUUCAAACACAACCUGCCCAAUCACAUGAGGAUUCACACAGGAGAGAAAUCAUUUAGCUGCGGUGACUGUGGAAAAAGCUUCAAUCGGAAGAUGAGCCUAACUGAACAUAAACUGACUCACACAGGAGAGAAACCAUUUAGUUGUGGUGACUGUGGGAAAAGCUUCAAUCGGAAAGGCCACCUAACCAUACACAAACUGACUCACACAGGAGAGAAACCAUUUAGCUGUGUUGACUGCGGGAAAAGCUUCAAUCGGAAAGGUCACCUAACCAUCCACAAACUGACUCACACAGGAGAGAAACCAUUUAGCUGUGGUGACUGUGGGAAAAGCUUCAAUCGGAAGGGGCACCUAACCAUGCACAAUCUGACUCACACAGGAGAGAAACCAUUUAGCUGUGUUGACUGUGGGAAAAGCUUCAAUCGGAAGGAGCACCUAACCAUGCACAAACUGACUCACACAGGCGAGAAACCUUUUAGCUGUGGUGACUGCGGGAAAAGCUUCAAUCAGAAAGGGGACCUAAGGAGGCACAAACUGAUUCACACAGGAGAGAAACACCAUAGCUGCUCCGUCUGUGGUAAAGGAUUCACUCAGAAGACGAAUCUGCUGAGGCAUGUGGAUAAAGUCCACAAAGGAAGAAAACAGGACAGAAACUGAAAGGGAAGGGGGGGAUACCUAGGUAGUGUUCCAACUGAAUGCAUUCCACUGAAAUGUGUCUCCCGCAUUUAACCCAACCCCUGUGAAUCAGAGAGGUGCUGGGAGGGGCUGCCAUAAUCGCCGUCCACGUUGUCGGCACCCGGGGAUCAGUAGUUUUUUAUUUUAUUUUACCUUUAUUUAACCAGGCAAGUCAGUUAAGAACAUUCUUAUUUUCAAUGACGGCCUAGGAACGGUGGGGUUAACUGCCUUGUUCAGGGGCAGAACGACAGAUUUGUACCUUGUCAGCUCGGAGAUUCGAUUCAAGCAACCUUUCGGUUACUGGAAAGAACAUUAGGACAAAGAGAUUGUCUGGGGGGAAAAUAAUGAAUGGCAAUAUCAAUAUCAAAUACUUAGGAUCCUUAAUGAGUGACAACGAACAACAAAUAUAUACAGAUAACUUUAUUCCAUUACUCAACUAUAUGAAAGCAGAUCUAAUUCAAUGGAAUCAUCUUCCUGUAAAUCUUAACAGAUAAAAGAAACCUCUUCAGAAUAGCAUAUGGCUCCUAAAGGUUUUUGUAUUUAUUUUCGGUAAUACCAAUUACCCAUCUGAAUUAUUAUUAUUUUUUAAGUAUACUGGGUCAUAAGUCUAUAUGAUCACGAUACAGCCACAUGAUUGGUCAGUGGGGGAGUGGGGUUAGAGCCACAUGAUUGGUCAGUGGGGGAGAGGGGUUAAAGCCACAUGAUUGGUCAGUUGGGGAGUGGGGUUAGAGCCACAUGAUUGGUCAGUGGGAGAGAGGGGUUAAAGCCACAUGAUUGGUCAGUGGGGGAGUGGGGUUAGAGCCACAUGAUUGGUCAGUGGGGGAGAGGGGUUAAAGCCACAUGAUUGGUCAGUGGGGGAGUGGGGUUAGAGCCACAUGUGAUUGGUCAUAAGUCUGUAUAUGAGCAAAUAGAAUAAAAAAGGUUUCCAUCUUCCUGAGUCUGAGGGGUGGUUUUACCUCCCUGAGUCUGGGGGUGGUUUUACCUUCCUGAGUCUGAGGGGGGGUUUUACCUUCCUGAGUCUGAGGGGGGGUUUUACCUUCCUGAGUCUGAGGGGGG